Messenger RNA from Owenia fusiformis, 2439 nucleotides. The record is from the annotation of a GenBank genome assembly. Lineage: Eukaryota; Metazoa; Annelida; Polychaeta; Sabellida; Oweniidae.
UUGUUUAUUUAAAUAUCAAAUAUUAUGUUUUAUCGAGUGUUACUACAAAUUAAUUCAUCAAAUGCAAAUUGUCACUGCGAGACUAUUUUGAACCGGAAAUGAAAAUAAUCCAACAUGGAAAAUUCUGAAAAUUCUUCAGCCGCAAAUAAUUCCGAAAAUGCGCCUGCUGUAGCCAACGGAGCAGCCCCUCCUGCUGCUGGUGCUGAGCAGCAAGGAGUAUCAUGGCAGUCUACCAUCAAGACCCUACUCGUACGAUGUGUGAUCAUCUACUUCAUAUCCAGCAUGUUUCGUGGCAACAAAACACCACCGGCAAAUACUUCACCUAGCCAAACUGGACCAACCACCACCUCAAGCAACUUAUUCCCAAGAGAAGUCCACAUGGACAUGUAUAUGUUUAUAAGCGAGGAUGAAGACCUCAAAAGUUUUGACGUUGAAGAUGCUUGGUGGGUUGAAGAAGAUUUGAUAUAUGGAGAUUGGACAGGUGGCCCGUUUGGUGAUGGAUCAUAUGUCAAAAAAGGUCAAAUUGAGGCGAGCGAGUCACUUAUGAAUAAUGGCUCCAUAUGGCUACAUACAAUGUUUGUGAGAGAUGGAAGAAAACCAAACCCACGAGACAAGAAAUUCACAGUGUACAAAAAGAAAAUGCUGAAUAAAUUCAAGAAACGUAAGUUCCACAAAACUGUUAACUUACUGACGGGGAAAGCAGAUGUCCAUCCUGAUUUGAUACCUAGUGAAAAUGAAACAAGGAAGUCUGAAAUUCUGUCUUUCUGGCAUCCUAACCUGACGAUCAAUAUAGUGGAUGACCAGACCCCCUGGGUGAGAGGCAGUAUCCCGCAACCCUUAGACGACUAUGUGGAGUUUGUCCCGUUAGCAAGCAUGAACAAGUACUACCCCGUGGUCUAUUUCAAUGAGUACUGGAAUCUGAACUUUGACUACAUGCCCAUAAAUGAAACUACCCCCGUGUUGAAUCUGACCUUGACAUUUACUCCAAUUUCACUCUUUAAAUGGCAGAUGUACGCAGCUCAAGGUAUGCGUAACAAAUGGUACAGCAGCAUCCUUGGUGAGGAACAAGCGGAUGAUGAUGAAGAACAGGAUUCUUUGAAGGAAACCCUAGUGGAGACCAACCCCUAUCUAUUGGGCAUGACUAUUAUUGUUUCUCUGAUCCACAGUGUGUUUGAGUUUCUGGCGUUCAAAAAUGAUAUUCAGUUCUGGAAGAAUCGCAAGUCCCUGGAAGGUCUCUCCGUGCGUUCCGUAUUCUUCAACGUGUUCCAGUCUCUAAUUGUUAUGCUCUACGUCCUUGAUAAUGACACUAAUAUGGUGGUGAAAUUCAGCGUGUGUAUAGGUCUUGCCAUUGAGUGCUGGAAGAUCCACAAAGUCAUGAAUGUCUCUAUUGACAACGAGAACAAAGUAUUUGGAGUUCUACCUAGAAUCAAAUUUCAAGAUAAAUCAUCUUACACAGAGUCAGACACCAAAAAGUUUGAUAUGAUUGCAUUCAAAUAUCUCUCAUGGUUGUUUUUCCCACUCCUCGGUUGCUAUGGUAUUUACUCACUGAUGUAUCAUGAACACAAAGGUGUCUAUUCCUAUAUACUUAGUCUCCUCUAUGGCUUCCUAUUAACAUUUGGAUUUAUCGCCAUGACGCCCCAAUUGUUUAUUAACUACAAGAUGAAAUCUGUAGCUCAUUUACCAUGGAGAAUGAUGACCUACAAAGCACUCAAUACCUUUAUAGAUGACAUCUUCGCAUUUGUCAUCAAAAUGCCCACAUUGUAUAGGCUAGGCUGUUUCAGAGAUGAUAUUGUCUUCAUAAUCUUCCUCUACCAGAGAUGGAUUUAUCCAGUUGAUCCCAAACGUAUGAACGAAUUUGGUACCAGCGAAGAAAUGUGGAAAGAACAUGAAACUGGAGCAGUCGCAGAAGGUGAAGGUCAAGGUCAGCUAACUGAAGGUCAAGAGACUAAAGAUGCAACUCCAAAACCGAAAGAAGAAAAGAAGAACGAUUAAUGAUCAACUUGAAUUAAGUUUAUUCGUAGUUUAGCAUUAUAAUCUCUGUGUUGUGGACAGAUGUCACUAUUUAUCAAUUAAAAAGAACAAGGGGUCCAUGGUGGACAAACUUUUUGCAGCUUUUUCACAAUUUUUAUGCGUAGUGAAGAAUUUAAAAAAUAAAGAUAUACAUCAAGUUUAAUGUCAUAGGUAGGAUGGAAAUCAAAUAUUAAAGAUAUACACCAAAUGGAAUGUCAAAAGUUAGAUGAAAAUCAAGUGGUAAUCAAAUAUUAAGGGAAUUCGCCAAAUGGAAUGUCAUUAAUUGUAUGUGAAUCAAUUGGCAAUGAAACAAUUUAUAGAUCCUUUACACCAGGAAAUGUAAGCAAAAUGUAACUGCGAUGUUGAUAUGGUCCCAAUCAGGAAGGUAUUUUAACAAAAACAUUACACCAAUGCUGAAGCAGUGUCAUA